Molecule: messenger RNA, 1059 nt
Organism: Cokeromyces recurvatus
Lineage: Eukaryota; Fungi; Mucoromycota; Mucoromycetes; Mucorales; Mucoraceae
Exons: 2
Coding region: 292-945 (217 amino acids)
Source: RefSeq, a predicted model, not a curated record
CUUUAUUAAACUAUUUAUUGAUUUAAUAUUCUUUCAAUGAAAUCAUUUACUAUUGUCGCUAUUACUGCUGCUUUGGCUACUUCAAUCAGUGCUUACCAACAACAUGGUGAACAUUUUGCUAAGUCUGAACUUUUUGUACCUGGUGUUCAAAUCGAAACAAAGCCUCCAGUUGUCGUAAUUGAAACUGUUACUCGUACUACUUGUUUAUCUUCUAUGCCCACUGUAAGUAUAAUAAUUUUUUUUAUUUUGAGAAGAAAAGAGAUAUUAGACAUGUAUAUAAAUAAUUAGGGUAUGCACGAAUGGCUGGACAAUAAUAAGGGUAUGCACGAAUGGAUGGACAAUAAUAAAGGUAUGCACGAAUGGAUGGACAAUAAUAAGGGUAAACAGCAACAAGAUCAAAACGGCUAUGAACAGUAUGAUCAUGAGGCUGAUAGAGAUUAUAAUAAAGAUAAUGAUGUACAUGAUACAUACGAUUACCAUGGAAAAGGCGGUAAAGAUGAGACAGAAGAUAAUGAGCAUGGAUACAUUGAAUACAAUGAAAUGGGUAAUAAGUAUAAACAUGAUGAAAAAGAUAAUAAAGAAGAUGACGAUAAGGAUGAGAUGGAUCACAAGGGAAAGGAAUCUAAAAAGGGCAAGAAUGAAGACAAAUUCUAUGCCAACUCUUAUGCUCCUGAAGCUUCAGACGCUGUUGAGAAUCAAAGUUUAGAUGCUGCUCAGGUUGUUUCUUCUAUCUUUGCCUCAGCCACUGCUUCGGCCUCCAGCUCUGCUCGUAUGUCUUCUUCUAGUCAUGUGGCUAGAACCUCUUCUAUUGCUUCUAGACUUAGUAGUGCUUUUGCCUCUGCUACUUCAUCUGCUCUAUCUCCUACCAGUGGUGCUGGUAAUGUCAAGGUUGGUAGUACAUUUGUUAUUGCUGCUGCUGGUAUUGCUGCCUAUUUGCUUGUUUAAGCCUGAAUAUCAUAUAGAUCUAAAUUCUUAGAAUAACCUUCCUUUCUAUAAUAAUAUUACUCAGCACACUCUUUAUUAUUAUUAUUAAUAUUAUUAAAUUAUUUUAUACCUGUC